Molecule: messenger RNA, 2010 nt
Organism: Cicer arietinum (chickpea)
Lineage: Eukaryota; Viridiplantae; Streptophyta; Magnoliopsida; Fabales; Fabaceae
Product: protein NODULATION SIGNALING PATHWAY 2
Source: RefSeq, a predicted model, not a curated record
AUUAUUUACUCAAAUAUAGAAUAAUUUAACUCACAUCAGGUAGGCAGUCAUGUUGUUAGUGACAACAGCACACAUAACUUUAUUGUUUCACCUCACCAAUCACUUUUUGUACUUCCACUGUCUCAUACUCCAAACCCAUCCCCUCUCUCUCAAUCCCUUUAUAAACCUCCCUUCUCCCCCACCACACAACAAUUAAUUUCCUUCCACUCAAUAUUCCCAAACCCCAACUGUAUAUUCAAAUCUUCUCUCUUCUCUCAAAACAUCUUAAUUAGUCAACUCAACAAAUUUAACUCUAUGGAAAUGGACAUGGAUACAAUCCAUGACCUCGACUUCUCCGGACACAGCACCCUCACCAAUACCCCUACUUCCGACGAAGACUACGGUUGUAACUGGAACCACUGGUCUCCUAUCGUCAACUGGGACACCUUCACGGGUACCCAGGACGACUUUCACCAUCUCAUGGAUUCCAUCAUAGACGACAGAACCACCGUCGUCGAACAGCUCAGCCCCUCCACCACCACCGCCACUACAACAACAACAACAACAACCACGGAGGAGGAGGAAGAUGAAGAAGAGGAAACAGAAAUAAAAACAGAAAAAACAGCAGCACAAGCAGCGGGAGAUGAUUUAAAAGGGCUAAGGCUAGUCCACCUAUUGAUGGCUGGCGCGGAAGCUUUAACCGGCUCGACCAAAAGCCGCGACUUGGCUCGAGUGAUAUUGGUUCGGCUCAAGGAGUUGGUGUCCCAACAAGCCCACGGCUCCAACAUGGAGAGACUCGCCGCUUAUUUCACAGAAGCGCUUCAAGGGUUACUAGAAGGCGCUGGGGGUGCGCACAAUAACAACCACCAUCACCCCCAAGGUGGACCCCACGACAACCAAAACGACACACUCGCUGCUUUCCAACUACUUCAAGACAUGUCUCCUUACGUCAAAUUCGGCCACUUCACCGCCAAUCAGGCCAUCCUCGAGGCCGUGGCCCACGAACGACGAGUCCACGUCAUCGACUACGAUAUCAUGGAAGGGGUCCAAUGGGCCUCAUUAAUCCAGGCCCUAGCUUCCAACAAAAACGGCCCACAUCUCCGAAUCACCGCAUUAUCAAGAACCGGAACAGGACGCCGAUCAAUCGCCACCGUUCAAGAAACCGGCCGUCGAUUAACCUCCUUCGCCGCUUCCCUUGGCCAACCGUUUUCAUUUCACCACUGUAGACUAGACUCCGAUGAAACGUUUCGUCCUUCUUCACUGAAGUUAGUUAGAGGAGAGGCUUUGGUUUUUAAUUGCAUGCUUAAUUUGCCUCACCUUAGUUACCGUGCACCCGAUUCGGUUGCUUCGUUUUUGAAUGGAGCAAAAGCGUUGAAACCGAGGCUUGUGACGUUGGUGGAGGAAGAAGUUGGAUCGGUUGUUGGAGGAUUCGUGGAACGGUUCAUGGACUCGCUUCAUCAUUACUCUGCGGUGUUUGAUUCGUUGGAGGCUGGGUUUCCAAUGCAGAAUCGGGCCAGGGCUUUAGUGGAGCGAGUGUUUUUUGGGCCUCGGAUUGCGGGCUCAUUGGCCCGGAUAUAUCGAACGGGUGGAGAGGAGGAGAGAAGGUCGUGGGGGGAAUGGUUAGGUGCGGCAGGGUUUAGGGGAGUUCCCGUAAGCUUUGCGAAUCAUUGCCAAGCGAAGCUGUUGUUGGGUCUAUUCAAUGACGGGUAUAGGGUGGAAGAGGUGGGUGUAGGUAGUAAUAAGUUGGUGUUGGAUUGGAAAUCAAGGCGUUUGCUAUCUGCCUCCGUUUGGACUUGUUCUUCGGAAUCAGAUUUAUAGGUUGCAAUGUGACUUUCUAAUUGCUUUAAUUAACUGACAUGACCCUCCAUAAACGGAAACAAUUGCAGUAUGAACUCUUGUUAAUUUCCACUUCUGGUUGUUUUCAUUUAUGGAUCUUAAUUCUGUUGACUGAUGUUUGAUUGUGUGUUUGCGCCACGGUUUGUAAAAACAUAGAUCAAGUUGAUUUUAUAAAAUUAAUUCAUUUUAGUUUAA